GUGCUGCUAGUGGCAAGUGCUUCGCCUGCUGUUUCCAAAACCGUUCGUCGGCCCGAUUCUCACGAGUCUCCUCGGAACGUCGCGGUCCGUAGCAGCGAGGGAUGGUGCUUGUGUGAUGUGUCGCUCGUAGAAUCGCCGCCGCCCGCACGUAAACCCGCGGGGCUGGGCGGGUGCCGUGUACUACGCAGACACGAUGAUCGCCCCGCCCGCCGCAUCGGCGGCUGCUGCCGCACGCUGAACAGCUGACCGUCUAGCGCGUAGCGGCAGCGACGAGAUGGCAGCGAAGGACGUGGCCCGCUCGCCGUUCGAGUUCCUCAGCCUGGUGCCACAGGGCCAUGAGAAGGCGCUCAAGCUGGCCGUCUACAACACGGCCACGCUCGUGUUCGCCGCCUUCGUCAGCGCAGCCGGUGUGGCCGUGUACUUCAUACUGCAGCCCUUCCUCGGGCCGCUCCUGUGGGCGCUCCUCUUCGGGUCGGUGCUGCACCCGUUCAAGCGGUCGCUCUGCGUGCUCCUGGGCGGCUGGCUGGACGCGCUGCGCGAGGCGGGCACGCCUCUCGCCGUGGGCGUCUUCUGCCUGCCCUUCCAGGUGGUGGACAGCGUGGCCGAGCGCGCCUGCAACACGGUGCUGCAGUACUUCAAGUGGUUCCUCGCCGCCUCCAUACUCGUGCCCCUCGUCUACUUCGCGCACCACUUCCUGCCCGUCACGGUCGCCUGGAAAGUGUUCGCCGUGCUGCGUGUCUUCUACCACAUCGUGUCGGCGACGUUGGAGAUCUUCUCCUCGGGAUGGAUGGUCUGGGGCAUGUUGGUGGGCUACGUAGGCGCACUGGUUUUCUGGUGGACACCGCAGACGGAGGGGCCCCUACGUGCUAUGUCACCCGCUGUUUGGCUAGCUGUCAUCUGCCAUCUGGCCACUGUGGCAGGCAUGUGGCGGGUGCCAAUCCUGGCCGCGUUCCUGGCCCUGCUUGCCACAGGGUUCCUGGCUGAGCUGCGCGGUGCCACGGUUGAGUGUGGGGAGCAUGGAACAACAGAGCCCGGUUCACCUUGCGUGAGCACGCUGUAUGCAGGCUGGGCUUGGAUCACGGGAUCACCUGUGGCAGCAUCUACUCAGGAUAAAGGCACCAGCCAAGAGGCCGACAGUGCCAGCACCAGUGCACCAUCGGACGAAGCGAAGAUAGCACCCCUGCACCCUGUUCUGCACCGGCAACCCUCUCCUGCACCUGGAUCGAGUGAGGGUGACAUCGUGCUGCCAGCCAUCACUGUGCAGGACAGUGACCAAGGCAGCAAAAGCAAAGAGGAAGACUCUGAGGCAAAAAGUGGCAAGGAUGCUGGGAGGAGCAGACUUUACCUGUCCACGCUGGUCUGGGCUUGCCUGCUGGCUCAACUGUGGCGCUACAUCUGGCUCCUGCACCUCACCUAUGUGCCCCUGCUGUACACCGUCAUCAAGCGAGUGGGAAGCCACUUGAACCUGUGGAGCUGUCUUCGGGAUCAGUCACGCACUGCAUGUUGGACAUUGCGUAACUGGUACGAAGAACGCAGCCAGGCGCUUUUCCCAGCCCCCGUGCACGGUCUGUGGCGACUGCUGCGGGAGGGAGACAAGCGUAUGGUGUCUGUACUGAAAACAUCCAUAGAUUCUCUCACCACCAUUGGCAUUCUGCUGCUGGUGUCUCUCCUGGCCACUGUGGGCACCAUCUUCCUUGCUUUGCAGGUAUAUGGUGAGAGCAUGCACUUGGUGGAGGUGACAAGCAGCCUCAUCAACCACACUGUUGUCAACAGCCCAGAGCUCCAGCAACUGCUGCCCGAAUCAUUGCGGAAUGCCCAGGGGGCCUUUGACUCAAUGCUGGGAGAUGCCUACCUCUAUGGGCGUCAGUGGAUCAGUGGCGCGGUGCGACGAGCCCUGGAUGAUGCAGACGAGUCACACAAGUUGGAAGUUGAGCGGCAGACACUGGAGCUUUGGGAUCGUGCCUACCACCUGUGGGUGGCGCGCAAUGCCAGUGAUGAUCCCACCCUGCACCAUGGGCCCUCUUGGGAUGCUCUUACCGAUUCCUUGCGCAACCUCGAUUUUGCCCUAUUUACCAGCUUUGUCCGGGACAACAUCGGCACUCUUAUGUCGGUAUUCGAAUCUAUAUGGAACCUGCUAAAGGGCAACAUCAGUGUCGUUCUCAGCCUGCUGACGACAACAAUCUCAAUCCUGUUUGGCGGUGGUACUGCGGUUCUCAACUUUGUGCUGAAUUUUGUCGUGUUCUUGACUGCUCUCUUCUACCUUCUGCGUGCAAGCACAGACCGCUACAAGCCACUUGAUCUCUUUGCCAGCAUGUUACCAGGCUCGGCUAGCCGCCUGGGCGAAGCUGUGGAGGAAGCUGUCGCAGGUGUCUUUGCAGCCUCUUUCAAGAUGGCCGCCUUCUACGGUCUCUACACGUGGCUAAUACACACGCUCUUCGAUGUCAAGAUGGUGUACAUUCCCACUGCACUGGCAGCCCUGUUUGGGGCGGUGCCUUUCAUUGGUGCAUACUGGGCCUGCCUGCCAGCUGUGCUGGAGCUGUGGCUGGUGCAAGCGCAGCGCCUCAAGGCGCUUCUCAUGCUUAUCUGCCAGCUGGCACCCGCCUACUUUGUUGACUGUGCCAUCUAUGCCGAGAUUAAGGGGGGUGGUCAUCCCUUCCUGACUGGGCUGGCGAUAGCGGGCGGUGUGUUCUGCCUGGGCUUCCAGGGUGCACUGUUUGGGCCCAUGCUCCUCUGUGUUCUCAUUGUAGCCAUGAAAGUGUACCGCUCUGUGAUGCAAUCCAUGCCCGCUGGCACAGCGGGCCGCCGCUUCAGCUUCAAGAGGAUGUUCACAAUAGACUAGCGUGGCAUGGCGCACAUCACCCCUGUGGAUCCAAGGUACAACAGCAGAUGAAGCAUCCUGGCGUCCACUGACAACCUGCCUCGUUACCAGCUGCUAGUCAUUUUGUGCCUUGCUCAGCCGAUUUCAGAUUGCCAAUGUAUGCCUUCCGUCUGCAGCGCACAACAGCCUCUGCAGCCUACAUCCUUUGGCUUGUGCAAGCACCUUCUUAUGUUUACACAAUGUUUCCUUAUCAUAUGUAUUCUAUGCCAAUUGGUGCAGCACAGCAGAAUAUAACACGUUGUUGUCGCUUCGUGUAAAUGUCUUGAAAAUAUGUCGAAGCAAUAAUACUCGCAAUGUCACAAAUUCUCCUCGUGCUUGCAUUUCUACACGGCCUAAGUACUACUAACACCAAAGAACAUUUUGUAAUUUUACUGGUCACAUCAUUUGUUGAAGCUUGCUUUGUGGUCAUCGGGCCACGUGACCAGGAAUGGCAACUUUUUGUGUGUGAAUUGUAUACGUCCAGAAAGCAUUGUUAUGGGCAAAACCUUGCAUUUGACUAGUGCAGAUAAGAAUUUUUACCAAGCACAAUAAUUUCAGUGAUGGAUCUGUAUCUGCUAGUUCCUCUAAUACUGUGUGAUUCAAGGAUGAAUGUUGAAUAGAUCAGUGGCAGGUAACUUGGUUCCUCAAUAUUGCCUCCCAUCAUGUUGCUUGUUGCCUAAUCCUUGUUGGUACAGAAGCUGCUUGCUAUUCAGACUAUCGACAAUAUACAUCAGAUCUGGAGGAUGCAACUAUUGAUGUUAUUUAAACUAUUGAUGUUAUUUACAAAAUAAAGGUUGUGUUUAAUGGAAA
Messenger RNA from Dermacentor andersoni, 3667 nucleotides. Its product is annotated as transmembrane protein 245. Lineage: Eukaryota; Metazoa; Arthropoda; Arachnida; Ixodida; Ixodidae. The record is from RefSeq and is a predicted model, not a curated record.